UAGCAUCUGUACUGGUGUGUGCGAGUGUAUUGUGAUAGGACCAAACUCGAGGUUUAAAGUAACAGGAUGUGGAGAGAAGUAGGAUUGUCCUGUCUAUCAUGAGGAGUCUAGUCGGCAUCCUGUGGAUAGUGCUAGUGCUCAUCUCAGGAUGCUGUUGCAACCCUGAUGCCAAGCGUUUGUAUGACGACCUACUCUCAAACUACAACAAGCUCGUGCGGCCUGUCGUCAACGUCUCAGAUGCUCUAACAGUCAAAAUAAAGCUCAAACUUUCCCAGUUAAUUGAUGUGAAUCUUAAGAACCAAAUCAUGACAACAAAUUUAUGGGUGGAACAGUCAUGGUAUGACUACAAACUACAGUGGGACCCUAGAGAAUAUGGUGGUGUAGAGAUGCUUCAUGUUCCUUCAGAUCACAUUUGGAGACCUGACAUCGUCCUUUAUAAUAAUGCGGAUGGCAACUUUGAGGUAACCCUAGCUACAAAGGCCACGCUAAACUAUACAGGACGGGUCGAAUGGAAACCUCCCGCCAUUUACAAAUCAUCUUGUGAAAUUGACGUGGAGUACUUCCCUUUCGACGAGCAAACUUGCGUCAUGAAGUUUGGCUCAUGGACGUACGAUGGGUUCCAGGUGGACCUGAGGCACGUGGAUGAAGUUAAAGAUUCCAACAUUGUCGAGAUUGGCGUAGAUUUGUCAGAGUUCUAUACUUCCGUUGAAUGGGACAUCCUUGAGGUUCCAGCUGUCAGGCAUGAAAAGUUCUACACGUGUUGUGACGAACCUUACCUGGACAUUACGUUCAACAUCACCAUGCGACGAAAGACACUUUUCUACACAGUCAACUUGAUAAUUCCCUGUAUGGGCAUUUCUUUUCUCACAGUACUUGUGUUCUACUUGCCUUCAGAUAGUGGAGAAAAGGUUAGUUUAUCCAUUUCCAUUCUACUGUCGCUCACUGUGUUUUUCCUGCUUCUGGCAGAAAUUAUUCCUCCUACAUCAUUGGUGGUGCCGCUUUUAGGCAAGUUCGUACUUUUCACAAUGAUCCUCGAUACCUUUAGCAUCUGCGUGACAGUGGUUGUACUUAAUGUACACUUCAGAUCUCCUCAGACACACACAAUGGCUCCUUGGGUCAAACGUGUGUUCAUCCAUAUUCUGCCUCGCCUGUUGGUCAUGAGGAGGCCACACUACCAGAUGGACAAGCGUAGUUUGGCGAGCUCAUGUCACCGCAUCAUGGUACGUACUUGCAACGGGUUGGAACUGAGAGAUCACCCAGGUCUCUUCGCUCAGAAUCCAGCUUCCGAACUUCUAGAUCCACAGGGGGACUCUUUUCCCACCCUCGAGAGGCUAGAAGACUUUGCACCCAGAGAGUUGGCUGCUAGCGGGCUUGGUAGUGGCUGCAAGAUCCAUGGUACUCCUCCACUACCUGCAAUGCUGUGUCCAGACGAACUACCCCCUCCACCCCCUUCGGAGGAACCUGGUCUUCCACCCCUCUGCCGACGACUCACCCAUUGGCACCAUUGCCCUGAGCUGCACAAAGCUAUAGAUGGUGUCAAGUUCAUAGCAGAUCAUACAAAGCGAGAGGAAGAUUCGACUAAGGUGAAGGAGGAUUGGAAGUACGUGGCCAUGGUCUUGGACCGUCUGUUUCUCUGGAUAUUCACGCUAGCCGUGAUGGUAGGAACGGCGGGUAUCAUCCUCCAAGCUCCUACUCUCUAUGAUGACCGAACUCCUAUCGAUGUCCGCCUCUCAGAGAUUGCAUCUACAACGGCAAAACCGCACUAUGCCACCGGCCUCUAAUCUAUAUGGGGUGGAUAAGGAAGGAUAACCAUUCGUCCAAAGUUCGUGGGAAAUGCAUGAAAACCUCCAAAGACUAACGUCGAUUUUCUAACACCCAUUUUAUAACUUGCUCACGGAUUAGUUGUAUGGACUCCUAGUUUCAAAUAGUAAAGAUAUAAUUAAUAGUAUACAAACCGAAAUUGUUAUAUAUAAUAUAAAUAUUAGUUGUAUUGAUUUAUAAGUGUUAUACGUGGGUACACGUAGACUAGAUUUUGAAGAGGAAUAUGCACAGUGUAAGAUUUGUUUACAUUGUAGAUGGACACCGGCUAUCAUUAUGACUAAAAGGUAUUAUUAGUAAUUGGUUACUCUGGGUGGCCACCAUAACAUUUAUUACAACUACUACUUUGGGGUAUUCCCGUGUUUUGUUUGUCUUUACACUUGUGUGAUAUUUUAGGCAUCAUGCUAAAACAAGAUGAAACAUUUGACACUACAUGCUCAUAAUAUGUAAUAUUUAUAAUAUGUAUUGAUUAGGGGUUUUAAGGAUUUUAAUAAGAUUGUUGCUAAAGAUGUAAGAUUAAGAUCUACUAACGUAGUUGCCAAGUGUGAAAUUUAGACAAGUCAUUUCAUGUUAUACGUGUUUCAAGCAUAUGACAGCUCAUCUUGAGCAGCAUUCACUAAUUUAACAUAAAUCACAUCAAGAAUUGUCCAUUGCAACUGCGCAAGUAGAACUUUAUAGUAUGAUUAAGUUUCAAAAGUGCUAUUUAGUUUAAAAUCAAAGUCGUAAGAUUGUCCUAUCUCAUAAUAGUUGGUUAAAUCCUAUACGAAUGCAUUACAUAACUAAGAACUUGCUUUCUCUUCUACUUCGCAAAACUUGUUAAAAUUAUUCUUCAAUGAUUAAAAACUGAAUACAUAGUAACUGGAUAAAAGCUCUGAAAACAUGAACAAACCUACUUGUACAACUGCCUCCCAACCACAUUUUAAACAACCAAAAUCUACUAUUCGUAUUAAUAAUGAUUAAUUAUCUAUCCACCUAUAUUGUCAUAUAUUUUUUUUACUAACAAUUCUGCAAGCAUAGGCGAAUGAUAAAGCCUUAUCUUUUUACAAAACCGUUUACAACUAUAUAUAUAUGCAAACUGGUGUGGACAGAGAGGCUUAUACUUGCAUGGACAGAGAGGCGAUAAACUUGUGUGGACAGAGAGGCGUAUACUUGUGUGGACAGAGAGGCGUAUACUUGUGUGGACAGAGAGGCUUAUGCUUGUGUGGACAGAGAGGCGUAUACUUGUAUGGACAGAGAGGCGUAUACUUGUGUGGACAGAGAGGCGUAUACUUGUGUGGACAGAGAGGCGUAUACUUGUGUGGACAGAGAGGCGUAUACUUGUGUGGACAGAGAGGCGUAUACUUGUGUGGACAGAGAGGCAUAUGCUUGUGUGGACAGAGAGGCGUAUACUUGUAUGGACAGAGAGGCGUAUACUUGUGUGGACAGAGAGGCGAUAAACUUGUGUGGACAGAGAGGCGUAUACUUGUGUUGACAGAGAGGCGAUAAACUUGUGUGGACAGAGAGGCGAUAAACUUGUGUGGACAGAGAGGCAUAUGCUUGUGUGGACAGAGAGGCGUAUACUUGUAUGGACAGAGAGGCGAUAAACUUGUGUGGACAGAGAGGCGUAUACUUGUAUGGACAGAGAGGCGUAUACUUGUGUGGACAGAGAGGCGAUAAACUUGUGUGGACAGAGAGGCGUAUACUUGUGUUGACAGAGAGGAGAUAAACUUGUGUGGACAGAGAGGCGAUAAACUUGUGUGGACAGAGAGGCAUAUGAUUGUGUGGACAGAGAGGCGUAUACUUGUAUGGACAGAGAGGCGAUAAACUUGUGUGGACAGAGAGGCGUAUGCAUGUGUGGACAGAGAGGCGUAUACUUGUGUUGACAGAGAGGCGAUAAACUUGUGUGGACAGAGAGGCGUAUACUUGUGUUGACAGAGAGGCGAUAAACUUGUGUGGACAGAGAGGCGUAUACUUGUGUGGACAGAGAGGCGUAUACUUGUAUGGACAGAGAGGCGUAUACUUGUGUGGACAGAGAGGCGUAUACUUGUGUGGACAGAGAGGCGUAUACUUGUGUGGACAGAGAGGCGUAUGCUUGUGUGGACAGAGAGGCGUAUACUUGUAUGGACAGAGAGGCGAUAAACUUGUGUGGACAGAGAGGCGUAUACUUGUGUGGACAGAAAGGCGUAUACUUGUACGCUUUAUUUUUUUCCUUCGGUAUUUUCUUUUAGUCGAGUUAUCAUAUGACCUAUCUGUCUGUAAAUAAUUUUUUUUCUGUAAAAUAUAUUAAAGACAAGCAUUUUUCGUGGAUAAAUUUAUAGAUUUUCGUUUAGUUUAAAUAAAAAAAAAUAUAGGACAUGGUAUUUGUGGACCGGCUUGAUAACAAAUCUUCCACUGUGCAUGUUUUUAAUAUUAGCACAAACUCAACCACAUGACAAUAUUCUAUGUCGCUUUUAGCGUCUAAAUCUUCCCAGCUUGUUGACAUAUUAGUUUUUGUUGGAAAUUCGUCACUUCUAGUCGAAUUUGUUACUUAGUCACUACAUAAAACUACGUUAUUUGUUUGAUGAUGUUGGUUUGAAUAUUUGAUCAACUAUGUUUAUUAGGGUCGUUUUACUUGUUUUUAAACAGGCUAAGUUUCAGUGGAUCUUUUAAUCAAAUUACCUACAUUAUAGAUUUUUAAUGACAAUUUGAAUCAUCAUAUACAAAAUCUUUUAUUUAAUUUUAAAACAUUUAAUAUAUACAAGACGAGAGGUGUAAAAAUAUUAAUUCGAUUUUUCAUAUAUUACACACGCGGCUUACCUCUGUUUAAAGACCUUCAAAAACCGUAUCCGCCAGAUUUUUUCCGGUUGAAAAGAACGUAAGUAUGGCCGUAAAAUAUAAUCUAAAUAAUAAAACUCAAAAAAUCUUGAAAUACUUUAACAUAAUUCUAAUCCAACCAAAACCUGUAUGAAAAAACAAGUAAGACCCCUUAUUAAUUUUAGUGCCUUUUUAUUUAUAGAACGAUCUUCGUAUCCAUGAAAGAGUGUUGUUUCAUGUAUUACUAAGUUAAGAUCGUAAAAUUUCCUCAAAUGUUUUUGAGCCUUUUUUCAACCCAAGAUGCUUGCAACUUUAUACUUUUGCGAUCUAGAGGCAUACUGUGUCACCCUUUCAUCAAUGUAUAUGCCAUGUAUUUACUGUAAAUUCUCUAGAGAGAGUAAGUAAGGGUGCCAAGGUAUGACGAUUGUUGACUGUCUCACAGCCAAUUAUUUCCAUGGAUUUAUUUUAUACUUGUUAUGGUCCAUGGACAUUUAUUGGAAUGUUGAUACCUUAUUUAUUAUAAUGCAUCUUAACACAUUUUAUUUUCGAUAUGGAUAAAAAUGGAGCGUAAUAUAAGUUUAAAAAAGAGAAAACCACCAUACUAUGUAUCAGAAUGUCAACAUUUACCAAUAGCUUUCAAAUACAAUUAAUGUUCAAAGAUUUGUUAUUAUACAUAAAUUCUACGAGCAAAAACUGAUUUAAUAACCAGUAAAUUUGAAUUAAUUUGGCAUGAAAACAAACGGUUAAACAAUAUUAUAUAUUACAAUAAAAAAUAAUGACGUAAUGCUAAUUUCAAUCAAUCACGUUUGGCACCCUUUCCUUACAUUUUAUAAAGUAAACUAUUGAACUAAAGUUAGCUAAAGGGACCAAAUGGGCCCAUGUAAUAGAAUUGUGAUAGUUUUGGAUCGAAGAUGUCGUGUUAUUUAAUUAUUUGUUUUUGUAUUUAUAGUAAUUAAAUAAAAUUUAACGUUACUACGUCAUUCAAGUAUUCCUAGAAUCAUUUGCUAAAUUAUAACAAUAAUACGAAUUAUAAUAUUUAUUAAAAUUAUAAAAAAGAUAGAUGGUUCAGACAAAAUGUAUUCUAUGAGUUACUAUAAAAAAUGGAUACUAAAUGCAAUGGAUGAAUUGUUUAAGCUUAACACGAUAGCAUUAUGUUUAUAAAAUUAUUUUACAGCAAUUAGGUGAUAUAUCGAUACUCUGUUACGUGACGGUAUUUUUGUCUGCACGUCGAGCAAUUUUAAGUGACUUUAAGUAACAAGGGGGUAUCAAUUUACAUGCAAGGGAUCAAAUCAUUUAGUUGAUAUACCAUAGUUUGAUUUUCAACGAAGGAUAUAUGUUCCUAAGCUAGCUAUUAUUAUCAUUAUACGAUAGGGACGCCACUAUGUGCGUAUUUUAACCCAAAUAUGAGUGAAUGAUGAGUGUAGAAUGUUAUCAGAUGACCUGUGUAGCCUUGUUACUAAGAUCAGCUGUUUCAUCAGUCAGCAUCAUUUAUUUAAAGACCAAUGAUCAGGGACAGCCUGGCCCAGUUUAGAACCAUCAAAAAGCUACUGAAUUUUCUCAGGAUCGAACCGGCGACCUUAUGAUAGCUAGGUGAGCACUAUAACCACUCAACUACUAUUGCUUCAGUAAAGCAAAUUAAAUACUCAACAAUACUUUCCAAACAAAUAUGUCCAGCGCAAUAGUGUAUUUUUCGUUCUAAUCUCUGAUCUGGAGAUCUCUGAUUUAAUCAAUAUAAAAAAAUAUUUCAAAUAUUUUACUGUACAAAAGUUUUUUUUUGAAAUCCAAAAUCUUAUUUAAAACAGAUACAUUCCGCUACAUUUACUUUUAUAAUUUUUAUAAUCUAAAUAAAAUACGCGCGUAUCAAAAUACGUACAAUACACUUACGUAGAUAUUUGGGGUUUUACUUAGAAGUUGGGACAUAAACUAACUAUAUUCAGCAAAUGUAUAGAUAUUUUUGUAACGGCUUUCGCUCUUGACCACUGAGUGUUGGCGACAUAGGUUGUUGCUGUUUGAUUCAGAUUUAAACCACAUGGUUGAUUACUUGUCCCAGUAAAAUCUUGGGAACUAUUUAUAAUUAGUUUAGUUGUUUGUUAAAUCUAAGCACGUACUAUUUGGCAUGUUUGGAUGGGAUGUGUCGAUGUAUUUAGUUUUAUCAAUGGUCAACCUAAUUAUUUUCUAUUUAACGGGUUACAAGAGUGGUUUAAAAUUGAGGAAAGUUUGAAUGUAGUUCCCAGGCAACUGGCAAUUAAUAGUGACGACAGUUGAAUGAUCCACGGAUAUUUGACCAGGAGUAAAAUGGGAUAUCAUUGCCAUGGUCAGUAACAAAUCUAGUUUUACUGAAUCAAAAAUGAUCAAAUAUUAUUCCAUUUCUUCUUUUUAUAAAUUUCUGAACUGGAUACAAUUAAAUUUGUGAAAAAUGUGACAAAAGUGCGGGUUUGUUUCCCGUCAAUAUAUUACUAUAACUUAAACCACAUUAAAUCGUAAAAAAAAAUGUUUGUUUUUAAAAGGGUACUCAUAAGACAUUGUGAAAUAUCUACAAAUUAAUGAAUUUGUUUAGAUGAUUCACAUAGAAAAAAUCAUACCUAACAAGCUAGAAUAGUUUGAAAUAUUUUAUUCCUUGAUUUUUAGUUGGAUUUUCAGAAGUAAAACGUGCAUGUCAUACAGACCUAUUUAUGAAAGAAUAUUGCUUUAAACUUGUUUUUUGUAAAAAUUAUAUACUUAAAUUUGGUGUUCUGUCCAGCCUUUCAAUAGUGUAAACAUUUCUACAUAAUCAUAAAAUGCUCCCAAAAUUCACUGGGUAUAUUUCACUUAUUAAGAUCCGUUUUUGUAUACAAACUCUUUGUCCGGUAGCUAUUUGCUUAAGGAGUAACAAAUCAAACGGACAAUAGUGCUAUAUGCAAUAGAGUAGAGUUUCAUUUCAAAAGUGACCCAUAUCACCUGUUUGAUGCUGAUGCAGUCCUUGAAUGGAGACUAGCGCUCAGUCUGUCCCACCUCUUUUACUCGAAACAUCUUGAGAUGGAGACUAGCGCUCAGUCUGUCCCACCUCUUUUACUCCAAACAUCUUGGGACGGGGACUAGCGCUCAGUCUGUCCCGCCUCUUGUACUCCAAACAUCUUGGGACGGGGACUAGCGCUCAGUCUGUCCCACCUCUUUAACUCCAAACAUCUUGAAUGGAGACUAGCGCUCAGUCUGUCCCACCUCUUUUACUCCAAACAUCUUGAAUGGAGACUAGCGCUCAGUCUGUCCCACCUCUUUUACUCCAAACAUCUUGAAUGGAGACUAGCGCUCAGUCUGUCCCACCUCUUUUACUCCAAACAUCUUGAAUGGAGACUAGCGCUCAGUCUGUCCCACCUCUUUUACUCCAAACAUCUUGAAUGGAGACUAGCGCUCAGUCUGUCCCACCUCUUUUACUCGAAACAUCUUGAGAUGGAGACUAGCGCUCAGUCUGUCCCACCUCUUUUACUCCAAACAUCUUGGGACGGGGACUAGCGCUCAGUCUGUCCCGCCUCUUGUACUCCAAACAUCUUGGGACGGGGACUAGCGCUCAGUCUGUCCCACCUCUUUAACUCCAAACAUCUUGAAUGGAGACUAGCGCUCAGUCUGUCCCACCUCUUUUACUCCAAACAUCUUGAAUGGAGACUAGCGCUCAGUCUGUCCCACCUCUUUUACUCCAAACAUCUUGAAUGGAGACUAGCGCUCAGUCUGUCCCACCUCUUUUACUCCAAACAUCUUGGGACGGGGACUAGCGCUCAGUCUGUCCCACCUCUUUAACUCCAAACAUCUUGAAUGGAGACUAGCGCUCAGUCUGUCCCACCUCUUUUACUCCAAACAUCUUGAAUGGAGACUAGCGCUCAGUCUGUCCCACCUCUUUUACUCCAAACAUCUUGAAUGGAGACUAGCGCUCAGUCUGUCCCACCUCUUUUACUCCAAACAUCUUGAAUGAAGACUAGCGCUCAGUCUGUCCCACCUCUUUUACUCCAAACAUCUUGAAUGGAGACUAGCGAUCAGUCUCUCCCACCUAUUUUACUCCAGACAUCUUGGGACGGAGACUAUUAGUUUCAAUUUAUUUUCUAAACAUCAGAGAUUACACAAGCCAAGUGUAAGUGAAUAUUUCCUGUAACUUUAAAUAGUAAUAAUGCGUUGCGAUUGUAAAAACGGUUU
This is a messenger RNA of Macrosteles quadrilineatus (aster leafhopper), 8751 nucleotides long. RefSeq names its product acetylcholine receptor subunit alpha-like. The transcript is spliced from 14 exons. Gene Ontology annotation, biological process: monoatomic ion transmembrane transport; signal transduction; chemical synaptic transmission. NCBI's taxonomy places the organism in Eukaryota, Metazoa, Arthropoda, Insecta, Hemiptera, Cicadellidae. The record is from RefSeq and is a predicted model, not a curated record. Gene Ontology annotation, molecular function: transmembrane signaling receptor activity; acetylcholine-gated monoatomic cation-selective channel activity. Gene Ontology annotation, cellular component: postsynaptic membrane; synapse; neuron projection. Bases 99 to 1781 code for a protein of 560 amino acids.